Megalops cyprinoides (Indo-Pacific tarpon) is the source of this 897-nucleotide messenger RNA. RefSeq names its product nucleotide binding protein 2 (MinD homolog, E. coli) (gene nubp2). The record is from RefSeq and is a predicted model, not a curated record. NCBI's taxonomy places the organism in Eukaryota, Metazoa, Chordata, Actinopteri, Elopiformes, Megalopidae. Gene Ontology annotation, molecular function: ATP-dependent FeS chaperone activity; ATP binding; 4 iron, 4 sulfur cluster binding. The coding region runs from base 50 to 859 and encodes 269 amino acids. Gene Ontology annotation, cellular component: cytosol. Gene Ontology annotation, biological process: iron-sulfur cluster assembly. The transcript is spliced from 7 exons.
CAACUGAAACAUUACGGAAACUAAUUAGCUAGAUCGCUGUGUAACGGGCAUGGAUCUCAAUGGUGAGAGAGGGAACCUGGCACAGGUUCAGCAUGUGGUGUUAGUACUGUCCGGGAAAGGAGGAGUGGGCAAGAGCACGCUGACCACAGAGCUGGCCCUAGCGCUCCGGCAUGCAGGGAAGAAGGUGGGAAUACUGGACGUGGACCUGUGUGGCCCCAGCAUACCCCGCAUGCUUAGCGUGGGGCGGCCAGAGGUGCACCAGUGUGACGCUGGCUGGGUGCCCGUCUACACAGAUGUCAACAAGAGCCUGGCCCUCAUGUCCAUCGGCUUCCUGCUGGAGAACCCAGAUGAUGCUGUGGUCUGGAGGGGCCCCAAGAAAACAGCCCUGAUUGGUCAGUUUGUGUCAGAUGUGGCAUGGGGUGAACUCGACUUCCUUCUGGUGGACACGCCUCCGGGUACGUCGGAUGAGCACCUGGCUGUAGUGGAGAACCUGCGCAAACACAAGGUGGAUGGAGCCAUCCUGGUUACGACUCCUCAGGCUGUAUCCACGGGCGACGUGAGGCGGGAGAUCACCUUCUGCAGGAAGACGGGCCUGCGCAUCCUGGGGAUUGUGGAGAAUAUGAGUGGCUUUGUGUGUCCUCACUGUUCGGAAUGCAGCAAUAUAUUCUCAAAAGGAGGAGGAGAGGAGCUGGCAAAACUGACUGGAGCACCCUUUUUAGGCUGUGUGCCCCUGGACCCGCAGCUCAGCUCCUGCGUAGAGGAAGGCAGAGACUUCAUUCAAGCAUUCCCAGACAGCGCCACCUUUAGUUCCAUCAGCCACAUUGCACAAGCCGUCCUGACCAGCACAGAGGCAGCCUGAUUGGAGAGAGACAUAUGGCUUACCCUCCCCAGCAAGCA